Messenger RNA from Aspergillus affinis, 1329 nucleotides. RefSeq lists its product as uncharacterized. The record is from RefSeq and is a predicted model, not a curated record. Bases 1 to 1329 code for a protein of 442 amino acids. The transcript has a single exon. NCBI's taxonomy places the organism in Eukaryota, Fungi, Ascomycota, Eurotiomycetes, Eurotiales, Aspergillaceae.
AUGGCAGCCUCAGGAAUGCAAUAUACCCCAAGCAGGUUAGCGCGCCAGACGGACCCGACGCGCCGCGAAGUCGCGGCGGAGGCUGGCCACUCCGCUCCCUACCUUUAUCUACUCCUACCCCGUACUCCCAUGACAAUUCCCUAUCUAUUCUCCUUCCCUCUACGAAUUAACCAUCUUCAAUCUCAUCGCAUCAAAAUCGACCAAUUCCCCCUUCCAAUCCGAGAACAAACCCCCAUCCGACGCGUCCGGUUCCCGUUUCCGUCCCCGUCCCCAUCCCGCCACUCGAACCACGGUCUCGAUCAUCUCCGAGAUACCCACCUACCUACCUACUUUGAGACGGAACAAAAUCCUACAGACAAGAUGAUGUUCGCUACACCCAUGCCUCAACAAUUCGUCCCCUUCACCCCAGUCCGCCCAUCUCCUCUCUCGCCGCGCCGCGCAAACACCACACCUUCGCGCCCCAUGACGACAACAACAGCCGCAGCUCCUGCUUCCUCCCCGACGUCGCCCUCGCCGUCCCAAUUCUCCUUCCAGCCGCAAUUCCAAUUCCAAUUCCAACCCACAGACCCAUCCGCAACGACCUCAACCGGAACCGCGAACCCAAGCCCAUGCCCAAUCACAAACACAAACACGCAAUGGUCUCCCUCUCCCUCUCCCUCCACCGCCACCGCAUUCGCAUUCUCCCCUCAACAAACACCCACAUCUCCCUCCCCUCGCACAGCCCAACCCACCUACGCGCACCGCUACGCCACCAAGAUCUCCAACCCGCUAUCCAACCAACCGCGCUCCUACACGGCGUCCUCAUCGCCAACGGCGCGCUCGACGCGUCGCAACGCCUUCCUGAACCGCAUCAAGCAGGAGCGCGAUGCGGGACGAUUCGAGAACCGCGGCGAGCAGCUAGCGCUGAUGGAGCAUGUCGCGGAGGAGAAGAGGUGGGGGGAGACAAUGCGACGGAGAGCGGAAAGGCUGGCCGCGGGGGGUUUGGAUUUGGACUUUGAAGGUGAUGUUGCGCAGGAUGAGGAGCAGGAGGUGGAGUUGAGUGUUGAAGGUACGGUGUCCCUGUCCCCGCCCAUUUCAUUUCCUAGUGGGUUAUCGCUAACAUUCGUCUUCUCUGAUCUAGAUGAAAUCGCUCUAGAAGAGUACCUGAGACAGGAGGAUGCGGCGCACAUGGGACCUUGGGGAUCUGAUCAUGCAGCAGCUAUGAAUCCUGGCCAGGGGGGUGGCUAUAAUGGGUCUAAAGAUGCCGGCUCGUUCAGUGAUGAGGAGUACGAUGACAUCUUUAUGGAUUUGGCGCAGCCGCCUAGUCAAGAUAUGGAUAUGAGUGGGUGA